UGCAUCACGUGUAUUACCGACAACAACGCAGUUUUCGAAGGAUUGAUUAGAUCUGGCUUCCCUUUCACUGCGACUCGGACCAACUAUCUUCCUUUGAUUUGGUCUGCUUAGGGGAGAUUUCCCUUUCGCCAGCAUGAGCGCAUCUUCUAGCAGUCAAACGGACACGAGUUCGAAAAGAAAACCGCAUGUCAUCAUCACCAUCGGGAUGGCAGGGGCUGGCAAGUCUACCUUCGUGCAGCGCAUCAACUCCUACCUUCACUCGCGAGAUCCUCCACAGCCGCCAUACAUCCUCAACCUCGACCCGGCAGUCACACACUUGCCGUUCGAAGCCAACAUUGAUAUCCGGGAUACUGUCAAUUACAAAGAGGUCAUGAAACAGUAUAAUUUGGGCCCAAACGGUGGAAUUCUGACCGCUUUGAAUCUUUUCACGACGAAAUUCGACCAGGUUUUGGACUUGGUCGAGAAAAGGGCCGAGACGGUUGACCACAUAAUUCUUGACACUCCGGGUCAGAUCGAGAUUUUUACCUGGUCAGCGUCUGGCGCCAUUAUCACAGAUGCCGUUGCUUCCUCGUUUCCUACUGUGGUGGCGUACAUCAUUGACACCCCGCGGACCACAGCGCCCGCGACGUUCAUGUCCAACAUGCUGUAUGCCUGCAGUAUUAUGUACAAGACAAAAUUACCAUUCAUCCUUGUCUUUAACAAGACUGACGCACAACCCCACGGUUUUGCUCUCGAAUGGAUGCAAGAUUUUGAGGCAUUCCAGGUCGCUCUUGCGUCGCAUUCAGGGUCAAGAGACUCUGAAGGCGAACCGACCUACAUGAACAGCUUGAUGAAUAGCAUGAGCUUGGUUUUGGACGAAUUUUACAAGCACCUCAAGGCCGUCGGUGUCUCAAGCAGGACAGGUGACGGUAUCAAGGAAUUUUUCCAAGCGGUGGAAGAGUCUCGUGAGACAUACAGGACUGAAUAUCUCCCGGAACUCGAACGCGCCCGCGCUGCACGGGAACAGUCACUGGAGGAUGCAAAAGAGGACUCGAUAAACCGCCUCAUGAAAGAUCUUGCUGUUGAUCGUGCCGCAAACCCCAAGGCGGCCGCAGAAGACCGCUGGGCAUCGGACGAGGAUGAUGAUGACGAAGACGGAGACGGUGACCUGGAUAUCAACCUCAUCGAUCGGAGUGAGGAGCCAUAUCCCGGUCAAUACAUCGACGUCACACGUAUGCGACGACAAAACGAGAAUAUAAAUUGGCCAAGCCCGAGGUAAAAAAAAAAAACAAUUGUUGGACGCGUACUCAAUUCAACGUCGACGUGAUGUACUCCACCCGUAAGUAGAAGAUGGUCUCCGUAAUAGUUAGGGGAUAAGAUUGCUGCUGUCAAUUUGGUGCACAGCACUGAUAAGCCAUUAUCAAAUGAACGUGUCAAUAUUGCAAGGGGCAAGAUUCACGUUGAUAACACGAUGGCUAACCAUCUUUGAUUGCAUGACGAAAUUGCAGGAUGACCUCAACUCGAUUUCGGGCAGAAAUCGUGACAAUUGUCACUUUGCUCUCGCUUAUAA
This is a messenger RNA of Suillus paluster, 1549 nucleotides long. RefSeq names its product XPA-binding protein 1. The coding region runs from base 134 to 1258 and encodes 374 amino acids. The transcript is spliced from 7 exons. NCBI's taxonomy places the organism in Eukaryota, Fungi, Basidiomycota, Agaricomycetes, Boletales, Suillaceae. The record is from RefSeq and is a predicted model, not a curated record. Gene Ontology annotation, molecular function: GTPase activity.